Molecule: messenger RNA, 2396 nt
Organism: Physeter macrocephalus (sperm whale)
Lineage: Eukaryota; Metazoa; Chordata; Mammalia; Artiodactyla; Physeteridae
Gene: SPEM2
Product: SPEM family member 2
Exons: 3
Coding region: 528-1976 (482 amino acids)
Source: RefSeq, a predicted model, not a curated record
GUUAUGACAGGGAAAUGGGCAGGACAAGGAGGGGAUGGUGCAGUGGGGUGACCCCAGAGGGGACUCUUACUGUCACUCAUCCAUCUGGUCACCCUCGCUGCUGGCCCCAAGCAGGCGUGGGUGGGGAGUCCCAACAGGCUACAUAAGCUGCCAUAAUGUCUCGAACAAUGAAAUGGAGGAAAUCCUUUAUGCAUGAUUCAGUCCCUGUGAAGACUGUCUCUCAUCUGUAGCAACCAUGUUUGCAAAUCAAGUUAAGCAAGGCCCCAUGGAGACAGAAGGACAGACUGAACUCUGGGGACUAGGCUCCAUGUAGUGGGAGCCGAGGGCAGAGAUGGCCACAUAAAGGGCCAGCUGAGUGGAUGAAAGAUUGGCCACCUCCGCAUUGUGACUCCCUGCAACGUGCCUCAUUGUGACCAUGCUCCCUCACCUGUUGGUGGGGGUCCCCAGGUCCUGGCAUGAGUGCAGUGUGGGUCAGGGCCGGUGGGGGGGGCGGCCCACGGCCCAGGUGGCCCUAGGACCCCCCCACCAUGGAAAACCAGCUCUGGUAUGACAACCUGGGGUGCUGCCAUCAAUACCAAGAAAGUACCCAGAAUGUGGAGGACUCCCUACUCCUGCUGCUGGGCCUUGUCAUUCUUGUCAACAUUGGCAUCAACACGGCAACUAUGAUAUGGCAUGGGCUCCAGAAUGCCUUAGACAAGACCAUCUAUUGGAUUAAUCAGAAAAAUGAGAUCUCGCAGGCUUGUGAAAGUUCCCCCGAAUAUCCUCCAGCCGAGGCCCGAGACGUCCACAUCCACUGCACCCUGGACCCUGUGGAAGUGAAAAUGGCCCGGCCCACUUCCUGCUCCUCGUCCUCCUACCAUCAUCUCCACAACUGUAGCCACAGCUGCAGCCGCCAGCCCUGCAGCCACCAGCAGAGGCCGAAGAACCGCAGACAAUUCCCCUACAGCCGCUCAGGCUUCCGUAGGCCGCAUCGCAGCCACGGGAUGUCACAGCUGCGGCCGAUGCCCUCCUUUGAUCGGGAGGACCCGGAGUCCUACCUGGAGGAGGAGGAUGACCUUUCCUUCCCACAGCCCAAGUACCGGCGGGGGUGCUGGGGAGGGCUCUACCAGCAGAUGGGCCUGCCCUCCAAUGUGGGCCUCUGGGGCCGCCAGGGUGGGAUCCUGGCCAGCCUGCCACCACCCUGUCUCUACCUGUCGCCCGAGCUGCACCACAUGCCCAAGCGUGUGGAGGCCAAGUCCGAGCUAAGGGUGCAGUGCUUCGGGGCCCCCUGCUCACCAUCCCGCAUCUGGGGCAACGUGGAGGCUGACCAGUGGACCCCGUCUCCACCACCUCCCCGACGGCUGCCCCCUAACCCCUCGUGGGUCCCUGGGGGGCACAGCACUUACCCCUCAAGGGGCCAGCUCCCGUAUGACUCCUGGGAUCAGCGGCGGCGUGGUCUGGAAGGCUCUGAGCCUCCAUCCGCUCUGGUGCCUCGGGGCUGCCGGCCCGAAGCCCGGCAGUGCAACUGCCCCCCGGCCCACGGACGGAGCCUCCCCAGCUGUGCUCACAGCCAGCCCAACCGCAGCCCGCACCCCUCCACGGGACACACGAACUACUCCCGGGAUCCCCACGAGGUACGGCGCCGGGCGGCCGAAUGGGCCGAGAUGCUGCCCGUGUGGUGCCCUCUGACCACCUCCGCCUCCCUCACAGUGCUGGCCGAGGCCUUGUACCAGCGGGCCCCGGCUCCCAGCUCAGCGCUGCUCCUCCGCUCGCCCCAGCCCCUGCCCGACGUCCAGGCUACCGAGCACCCUCCGCCCCCGCCCACCUUCAUGCCACUCAGCCGGAACCCGGGGGGCAAUGCCAACUACCAGGUGUAUGACAGCCUGGAGCUGAAGCGGCAAGUGCAGGAGAGCCGAGCGCGGGCCAGCUCGCUGCUACCUUCCACCUCGGCCUCGAGACCCUCUCUGCACGGGAGCCAGACUGGGAAAAUGAACUGACCAGCAGCAAAUGGGGGCGGGGGUGGGGGGCGGCAGGGAAUGGAGAGAGGAAUAAAGAGCGCCAGAGUCCAGGAAACAUUGGUGGUCUUUGGCUUGGAAGCGCCACUCCUUCUGCCAGCCUGGGUCCCUGCCCUUGGCUUCCUGCAAUAAGAAGCCAGGGUCCCCUUCUUGGCCUGAGAGUCCCCUUGGUUUAGCGGCCACAGUCCUGCCAGCAGGCCCCUCCUGGUCCUAUACCAUGCACUAAGUAGAUCUGCAGCUGCAGACUCCAAACCACUGGUCUCUGGGCACCUCCUCUGUGUCUCAGCUGUCCCUGUCCCCAAAGAGCCUCAUACAAGAAGCUGCUUCCAAACUGGGAGGUUCCACAUCUGGGCAGGUCCAGCUCCACGCCCAGUGAAGGGCAUGAAGAAGGCUGAGGCUCUG